AUGAAUCCGGACGAGACAAUAUUGCCUCACAAUAAAAUUCUGGACAUUGGAGGGAACGACAUGGUUCCCAAGAAUGUUUCAACUGUAGAGUUGUCUUUGACUCCAACACAAUCUCUCGUCCCAACUGCGUUCCAAAAGUCAAGUCAGUUGUCCGCAACUGAAUUAUUCACCUCUUCAACUUUGUUUGUUGAUUCCCUCAUGACGGACGCAACAUCAGAUCAGGUGUUGGCUGAGUUGGCCGUCGAACCCAAGCCCGUGGAAGUGAAAAUAGACAAAUUCGUGGAAGAUGAUACCCAACCUCAACGCUUUGAAGAAAUAUCUUUAGAAGACGACUCACAUCGAUCUCGAACUCCAGUAUCCGACUCGGAAAGGAAGGAUAAGAGAAAGCCUAAACCUUUCACGAUUAUAGUCAGUAAGGCUUCGCCUACAUCAUCUGCUCUUUCUUCUCCGUCUUCGUUGUCAUUGAAAGUUUCAAACGAAGAUUUGUCGUCGGAAGGCGAGGAGGAUGCUUAUGGAAAUCAGUUGAAUGGACAAUCUUCUGGGCCUUUCUAUUGUGUUCCCAUAACACCAGCCGUGUCCCAGAAGAAUCUUGCUGAUACUACCAAAGCGCAAAGAUCGUCGUCCGACGACAGCAUGUUGCAAAGUCGCAAUCAAGGGCUACCUACUGGGACUCGUUCGAGGUCUUUGACAAUGCUGGAUUCGUCGCGUCCAGAUCAUGAACACGAAAUGACGCGAACGAAUAGUCAUAGCAGAUUUUUCUUAUGGAGUACGACCAACGUUCAUCCACUAGAUCUUUACAUAUCAAAAACUAGACCAAGAGACUUGCCACCGAAAUCACCAGAAGAAGAUAAAAAACAUCUAAGAGAACACGAAAUCAUGAUGCGAAAGGCACAACGAGCUGCGGCUAAGAAGGCCAGAAAUGAGCAAAAAAAGAAAGAACAGCGUGAUAAACAGUACAGAACCGAAUUAAACAUAUGGGAAAAUGAAAUACUUCCUAAUUGGCAUCUUGCACGGCAUGAGAAGUCAACGCGGGAACUAUGGUGGAAAGGACUUCCUCCUCGAUGUAGAAGUAAGGUUUGGGGUCUUUGCAUUGGAAAUGCAUUGGCUAUAACACAAGCAACCUACGAUAUGUGUCUGGAUAGGGCAUUUGAAGUCAAAAGCGAAUCAACUGAUGGUUUGGGAUCGCCCACUCGCGUGGAUUCAGCCAAUAAAAUGGCUGAAAUAUUUGAAAACAUUGAGAAGGAUGUGCUAACCACAUUACCAGCACUUGGACUUUUCCAGGGAGAGAAUCCAUUGUGUGAGAGUCUAAGAAGUGUAAUAGAAGCUUACGUCUUUUACUGGAAAGAUCCUAAAUAUAUAUCUGGGAUCAAUAAUAUUGCCGCCAUGUUUUUAUUGAAUAUGGAUGCGCUGUCAUCUUUUGUUUACAUGGUUAACCUUUCAAAGAGACCGUGCAUCUCAGCGUUCUUUGGAAUAGGCGAAAAGAUAAAUUACUAUCUCCGUGCCUUCUCGGCUUUAUUUAAAUCUUAUAAUCCCAAGCUAUAUGAACAUUUCAAAACUCUCCAACUGUACCCAUCACUGUUCUUGUCUCGUUGGUUUACUACCAUGUUUACAUGUUUCUUGCCUUUAGACAUUGCCAGUCAUAUCUGGGAUUGUUACUUUCUUCAUGGGGAAGUUUUCUUGUUUAGAGCAGCCUUCGGAGUAUUGUUUGCAUUAGAACCGCAGUUAUAUGGUUCAUUAGAUGAGACUUUGAAAGUAUUGACAUCUGAACCAUUAACGGGCGUGGGUAUUGAAAAGGUGUUUGACUAUAUCGAGAAAGUUGAACUGAAAGAAGAGACCUACCAAAACCUAAUAGUGAAAGAGAUUUCUGGUAGUUGA
Paraglomus brasilianum is the source of this 1875-nucleotide messenger RNA. The record is from the annotation of a GenBank genome assembly. NCBI's taxonomy places the organism in Eukaryota, Fungi, Glomeromycota, Glomeromycetes, Paraglomerales, Paraglomeraceae.